AUGGCUCAACCUACUCAAAACAAGCAGUGGCUAACUCGCCAGGAUGGUCUGGAAAAGCUCUACAGAGGAGAGGCCGCCAUCCCCCAGCCAGGCGAGAAGGAGGUUUUGGUCAAGAUUCAAGCUGUAUCAUUGAAUUAUCGCGACACUGAGGUAGCAAAUGGCCUCUACAACCACCACAAGAGUCUGGACGAGAACAACGAGCCCCUCGUUUUGGCAUCCGACAUGUGCGGAACCAUUGUCAAGGCUGGACCUGGAGCUUCCCUUAAAGAAGGACAGAGAGUCUUGUCGAUCUUCCUGCAGACUCACCAGACAGGCCAGGUUCAGGAGAGCGAUAUGGCAUCCGGAAUGGGACUGCCUCUAGAGGGCGUUCUUCAAGAAUACCGCGUCUUCCCCGACACUGCUUUGGUCACUGUGCCCGACUAUUUGAGCAACGAGGAAGCCGCCACUUUGCCAAUCGCUGGUACAACCGCUUUCAUGGCUAUGAACUGGAUGCAGCCGAUGGGAAAGCCUGUCAGCAACCCCGAGACAACCGUCUUGUUCCAGGGCACUGGCGGAGUGUCGAUCAGUGGUUUACAGAUUGCCAAGGCAUGUGGCCUGAAAGCCAUCGUGACCUCGUCUUCGGAUGAGAAGCUUGAGAGAGCCCGUCAGCUGGGAGCUGACUACACCAUCAACUACAAGAAGUUCCCCAACUGGUCUGAGAAGGCUAUGGAAUUCACCAAGGGCAAAGGCGUAGAUAUCAUCCUCGAGUGCGGCGGUGCCCAAACUGUGCGUCAAAGCUUCGAUUCUAUCGCAUUUGGUGGUCUCAUCUCGAGCAUUGGCUACCUAUCCGGUAAGCAGGACACCGAGAGUGAUGCACUCAACAUCAAUGUCCUAGCCUUGAGACGCAAUGUCACUCUCAAGGGUCAUAUCAAUGGACCAAAAGACAGAUUUGAGGAGAUGUUGCAGCUCUACGCCGAGAAGCAGAUUCAUCCGGUUGUAGACAAGGUCUUUAGCUUCGACGAGGCAAAGGACGCCAUGCAAUAUCUUGCCAAGGGUGGCCAUUUCGGCAAGGUCGUCAUCAAGGUCGCAUAA
Molecule: messenger RNA, 1071 nt
Organism: Aureobasidium melanogenum CBS 110374
Lineage: Eukaryota; Fungi; Ascomycota; Dothideomycetes; Dothideales; Saccotheciaceae
Product: NAD(P)-binding protein
Exons: 3
Coding region: 1-1071 (356 amino acids)
Molecular function (GO): oxidoreductase activity
Source: RefSeq, a predicted model, not a curated record